Phaethon lepturus (White-tailed tropicbird) is the source of this 1021-nucleotide messenger RNA. Its product is annotated as probable G-protein coupled receptor 144. Gene Ontology annotation, biological process: adenylate cyclase-activating G protein-coupled receptor signaling pathway; cell surface receptor signaling pathway. Gene Ontology annotation, cellular component: membrane. The annotation marks the transcript as partial. The record is from RefSeq and is a predicted model, not a curated record. The transcript has 9 exons. Gene Ontology annotation, molecular function: G protein-coupled receptor activity. NCBI's taxonomy places the organism in Eukaryota, Metazoa, Chordata, Aves, Phaethontiformes, Phaethontidae.
GUACCUCGGCACCGCGGUGGGCACUGCUGUGAUCUCCUCCGCUCUGCUCAGCGACUACCAGGAGAUUAGCACGUCUGUGCGCUACCGCCUGCAGCACCACGUCCAGGACCUGCCCGAUAAGCUGGUGGGGCCCAUCUGUGCCUUCUGGAACUUCAGCCUCAGCCCAGAUGCUGGCGGGAUGUGGUCCACAACCGGCUGCUCUGUGGUGACAUCUCUCCCGGACUCCACUGCCUGUUUUUGCAACCACACCACGAAUUUUGCUGUGCUGCUGCAGGUGUACGAGAUGCAGAGGAACACCAAGGAGGAGCUCACGCUGCAGACCUUGACUUUUAUUGGCUGUGGAGUUUCCUUCUGUGCCUUGAUAGCUACCUUCAUUUUAUUCUUGGCAGUUGGGGUCCCCAAGAGUGAACGAACAACGGUGCACAAGAACCUGAUCUUUGCAUUGGCUGCAGCGGAAGCUCUGCUCAUGUUCAGUGAAUUGGCCAAGACCAACCAGGUGGUGUGUUUCACCGUCACCGCCUGCCUUCAUCUCUUCUUCAUGGCAGCCUUUUCGUGGAUGCUGGUAGAGGGGCUUCUCCUGUGGAGCAAAGUGGUAGCAGUCAACAUGAGCGAAGACAGGAGAAUGAAGUUCUACUAUGUGACAGGCUGGGGCCUUCCAGUUGUUAUCGUGGGUGUGACCCUUGCAACUUCCUUUAACAAGUAUGUGGCAGACAACCAUUGCUGGCUGAACGUUCAGACCAAUGUCAUCUGGGCCUUUGUUGGGCCUGUUCUCUUCAUCCUGGCUGUGAACACCUUUGUGCUGCUCCGGGUGGUGAUGGUGACUGUGUCCAGUGCUCGCAGGAGAUCCAAGAUGCUGACGCCCAACAGCAGCCUGGAGAAACAGAUCGGAAUACAGAUAUGGGCCACAGCCAAGCCCGUCCUGGUGCUGCUGCCAGUGCUGGGGCUGACCUGGGUGUGUGGGGUCCUUGUCCACCUCAGCAUCGUUUGGGCCUACGUCUUCAUCGUGCUGAACUCCCUCCAG